CCAAAUUUCACCGCUCCACCAUGAACUGGACCCGGCGAUCCGCCGUCGGCCGCGGCUCCUCCGCCACCAUCUUCCUCGCCACCACCUCCUCCGGCGACAUCUUCGCCGUCAAGUCCGCCGAGCUCCCCCAAUCGGAUUUUCUACAAACGGAACAGGGGAUUCUUUCUACUCUGUUCCACCCAUCCGUUGUGGGCUACAGGGGAUUCGAUUUAACGAGAGAGAACGGCAAGGUAAUGUAUAAUCUCUUCAUGGAGUACGUCGCCGGCGGUUCCCUCGGCGACGAAAUCGUCCGGCGUGGAGGUCGGAUUAAGGAGGCGGCGGCGGGGUUCUACACGUGUCAAAUUGUCAGGGGAUUGGAGUAUUUGCACGCGCGAGGAUUGGUGCAUUGCGAUAUUAAAGCUAGGAAUAUUUUGGUCGGUGAAGAUGGGGUGAAGAUUGCUGAUUUCGGCUGCUCCAAAUGGGUCUCUCAGCCGGCGGCGAUCGGCGGGACACCGAUGUUCAUGGCGCCGGAGGUGGCGCGUGGGGAAGAACAGGGGUUUUCCUCUGACAUUUGGGCGCUUGGGUGUACCUUAAUCGAAAUGGUCACCGGCGGUCCCCCGUGGCCCGACGCCGGAAACCCAGUUUCGGUGCUGCACCGAAUUGGGUAUUCCGGCGAGUCGCCGGAAAUUCCCAGCUUUCUAUCGGACCCGGCAAAGGAUUUUUUGGGGAAAUGCCUGAGAAGGGAUGCAAGAGAACGGUGGAGCGCGAGUCAACUUCUGGGGCAUCCAUUUUUGGGGGAACUGAGUUGUGGGUCGGAGGAAAUAAAGGAAUUACAUUCCGAUUCACAUUCCAAUUCUCCGACGAGCAUUCUGGAUCAAGGACUGUGGAAUUCACUGGAAGAACAGUCGUCGGAAGCUGUGGAGAAAUCAGAGAGGUGGGAUGAUGACAGAAUCAGACAGCUGUCGAUGACUUCGGGGGAAUUUAGGUGGGAAUUGGGAGAUGAGAAUUGGAUCACAAUCAGAGAAGAAAGCAACAGAAGCUCUGUGGAAAGUGACUCCAUUUUCGGGUCAACAUCAGAAAUGGGCUUCAGAAGAGAUUAUGGGAAGUGCUCGCAAUUGUUAGAUACAACCGUUAGGUUUAGAUUAAGGAAGAAUGAUGUUGUAAUUAGUGAUCUUAGUUCCAACAGAGACAGAGCUAACUUGUUAGUUCAUCUAAUCUCAAAGUUUUGA
This is a messenger RNA of Momordica charantia (bitter melon), 1208 nucleotides long. Lineage: Eukaryota; Viridiplantae; Streptophyta; Magnoliopsida; Cucurbitales; Cucurbitaceae. The record is from RefSeq and is a predicted model, not a curated record.